Tachysurus vachellii is the source of this 2106-nucleotide messenger RNA. It is a transcript of the gene prkacaa, whose product is annotated as protein kinase, cAMP-dependent, catalytic, alpha, genome duplicate a. Gene Ontology annotation, molecular function: cAMP-dependent protein kinase activity; protein kinase A regulatory subunit binding; ATP binding. Gene Ontology annotation, biological process: peptidyl-serine phosphorylation. The transcript has 10 exons. NCBI's taxonomy places the organism in Eukaryota, Metazoa, Chordata, Actinopteri, Siluriformes, Bagridae. Bases 791 to 1849 code for a protein of 352 amino acids. The record is from RefSeq and is a predicted model, not a curated record. Gene Ontology annotation, cellular component: nucleus; cAMP-dependent protein kinase complex.
GGCGGGCUCUAUCGGAGCAGGAGUUCCCUCAGGCUGUGGGAAGGAGGAUUAACGUUAAUGGUGGUCUCUUACUGUCGAAUAAUGAGAGCAAGUAACGCGUAGCUCCGAGCCGUAAUCGAUGCCGAAUGUAGCUGGACAAAGUUCAGCUGAAGAUUUGUAAGGAGAACUGACGGAUCUUUGGCUAAAAAAAAAAUAAAUAUCAAUAUCUCAGGUGUGUGUGUGUGUGUGUGUGAGUGAGUGACUGACUGUGUGUGUGAGUGAGUGACUGUGUGUGUGUGUGUGUGUGUGUGAGAGUGAGUGAGUGUGUGUGUGUGUGUCGCGGAAUAAGCCUCGGUUCAGAGAGGAUCUGAGAGGAAAAGGACAGAAAAGAGGAAGACUGUAAUGAAGCGUCCUCAACGGAUUGGACUGUAACCGAGGGACACUGGAGACACCGCACGCGCUGUUUGUAGCCUGUUUUGCUUUGCUGGCUAGCGCUUGUUCGCUAGCUAGCUAGCUGACAACCACAGGCUAACUAGCAUAACUGACUAGCAUAACUAAUUGACUGAGUGGGUAACUAACUAACGAACUUACUGAUUGACCGAUUGAGUGUUUUAUUUACGCUGAAUGAGCGGGUCUCUGCGUUAUGGUUAUAAAUAGCUAGCUGAGACAAGCUAGUGCGCGCGCUGGAAAUCAGGAAUCGACUCGUAUGUUGAUUCGGAAUCAGAGAUCUGAGGUGUGAGAAGAGCCGAACUGAGGGAUCUCCGUCCUUCCUUUCCUUCCUUCCUUCCUUCCUGACCCCCGGCCUGCAGUCAUGGGCAACGCGCCCACCGCCAAGAACAAGGGCAGCGAGAUGGAGAGCGUGAAGGAGUUUCUCGCUAAAGCCAAAGAAGAUUUCCUUAAGAAAUGGGAGAAUCCAGCACAGAACACGGCGUCUCUGGACCAGUUUGAGAGACUGAAGACGCUGGGCACGGGCUCCUUCGGCCGAGUCAUGCUGGUCAAGCACAAAGAAACGGGGCAGCACUUCGCCAUGAAGAUCCUCGACAAACAGAAGGUGGUGAAGCUGAAACAGAUAGAACACACACUGAAUGAGAAACGCAUCCUGCAGGCCGUGAGCUUCCCCUUCCUCGUCCGGCUGGAACACUCCUUCAAGGACAACACAAACCUGUAUAUGGUGAUGGAGUACGUUCCAGGAGGAGAGAUGUUCAGUCAUCUGAGGAGAAUCGGCAGGUUCAGUGAGCCUCAUGCUCGCUUCUACGCUGCCCAGAUAGUUUUAACCUUCGAAUACCUUCACUCACUCGACCUCAUUUACCGAGAUCUUAAGCCUGAGAACCUGCUCAUCGAUCAGCAGGGCUAUAUUCAGGUUACAGAUUUUGGCUUUGCCAAGCGUGUAAAGGGUCGGACCUGGACGCUGUGCGGCACUCCUGAGUACCUGGCUCCUGAAAUCAUCCUCAGUAAAGGCUACAAUAAAGCAGUGGACUGGUGGGCUCUGGGUGUGCUGAUUUACGAGAUGGCUGCUGGAUAUCCCCCGUUCUUCGCUGACCAGCCUAUUCAGAUCUAUGAGAAGAUCGUCUCAGGCAAGGUGCGCUUCCCCUCCCACUUCAGCUCAGACCUGAAGGACCUGCUGAGGAACCUUCUCCAGGUGGACCUGACCAAGCGCUUCGGCAACCUCAAGAACGGCGUCAACGACAUCAAGGGCCACAAGUGGUUCGCCACCACCGACUGGAUCGCCAUCUAUCAGAGGAAGGUCGAAGCCCCCUUCAUCCCAAAGUGCAAAGGUCCAGGCGACACCAGCAACUUUGACGACUACGAGGAAGAGGAAAUCCGGGUGUCUUUUACAGAAAAAUGCGCAAAGGAGUUUGCAGAGUUCUAGAGCCAGCCAGAGGUGGAGAGAGAGAGCGACGGAGCGAUACGGACAGUGGAGGGCAGGGACAGGGAGAGAGAGCGAGAGGAGAGAGAGAGAGAGAGAGAGAGAGAUAGAGAUGAUGGACUGGAGUUUGUUUCCAGUAAACAAAACGAACAACAUUAAUGUAGAGGCCCCAUCUCCCCCACCACCACCCCACCCCCCAAUUGUAUACACUCACAAACACGGGGUGGGGGAGGGGGUGCUAUUAAAUACGUCCCAAGAAA